AUGUAGGAAAGAAUUGGAUAGUGAAAGUUGGGUGAAGUUUCUUCAAAUCAUAAAUCUCCUUAAAUUAAGGACCCCAUCACCCAACCCAACUGUUUAGGAGUCCAUCACUCCAUCCACUGGAGAAUCAUAUAACUGCUUGUUUAUGCCGUUCUCCUACCCAUUGACAGAACCCUUUCAUAAUCCUAGGAUUUCAGAUGAAGUUCAAAUUCUUACGCUUGAGGAACAUAAGCGCUGAAGAUUUCCAUGGAAAUUUCAAAUUCCGCUUCCAAUCAAACCUUGUAAAACGUUUUCUUCCUCACAUUCCCACUUCACACAGGCCCUUCUCCGUCGUCUCCGAUCCUAUUCAUCAUAUACUGAGUUGUCACAAUCUAACCCCUUCGCCUAGAAACUGUCAUGAUAGAACUCUGGUUUCCGACUCUAUUGCUGUCUCCGACGAACCCAUCACCGUUCAUCCAGAUGACCCAUCUGCUGUUUAUGUCCAAAACGUCCUCUAUUUCAGAAGGCACAAACCAGUGGAGGACAUCGAGAGGGCUCUUAGUCUAUGCGACCUUGUGCUAACCGAUGAUUUUGUUCUCAAGGUGCUGCGAAGACAUCGAUCAGAUUGGAAUCCCGCCUUCAUUUUCUUCAAUUGGGUUCUCAAAAGAGGUACCAACGAAGAGAAAUUCACCCCUGGUUCUGUUAUUUACAAUGAGAUUCUUGUUAUUCUCGGGAAAUUCCGCCGCUUUGAGGAAGUAGACAAGGUGCUUGUGGAAAUGUCUAAGAGAAAGGAGCUUGUUAAUGAGGAAACGUAUUCAGUUCUUCUUAAUAGAUAUGCUGCAGCGCAUAAAGUGGAGGAAGCAAUUAGCAUUUUCUACAGAAGGCAAGAGUUUGGACUUGAGAUGAAUUUGAUUGCAUUUCAGUCACUUUUGAUGUGGUUAUGCAGGUACAAGCAUGUAGAAGCUGCAGAGACCCUGUUCCAUUCCAAGAAGCAUGAGUUUGUUACUGAUAUAAAGACAAGCAAUAUUAUCCUCAAUGGGUGGUGUGUGUUGGGGAAUGUUCAUGAGGCCAAAAGGUUUUGGAGGGAGAUAAUUGAAUCAAAAUGCGAGCCUGAUAUAUACACUUAUGGAACUUUGAUUAACUCAUUGACAAAGAAAGGAAAGCUGGGGACAGCUUUGAAGUUGUUUAGAGCCAUGUGGGAGAGAGGAUUGACAACUGAUGUUGUGAUCUGCAAUUGCAUCAUUGAUGCCCUUUGUUUCAAGAAGAGGAUUCCUGAAGCUCUAGAGAUCUUCAAGGAAAUGAAUGAGAGAGGGUGUGCAGCAAAUGUUGCAACUUACAACACUCUUAUCAAACACCUUUGUAAAAUUAGGAGGAUGGAGAAGGUUAAUGAGCUUUUGAAUGAAAUGGAAGAGAGAAAAGGGAGCUGUUGGCCAAAUUCUGUGACUUUUAUCUAUUUACUCGGGUCGGUAAGAGGUCCGGAGGAAGUUCCAGUACUUUUUCAAAGGAUGGAAAGAAGUGGCUGCAAGAUGACUAGUGACAUAUACAAUCUGAUUCUGAGAUUGUAUAUGGACUGGGAUAUACAGGAAAGGGUUAAGUCUACUUGGAAUGAAAUGAAAGAGAUGGGGUUGGGACCCGAUCGUCGCUCUUACACGAUUAUGAUUCAUGGGUUAUAUGAGAAGGGAAGAACAAAAGAUGGGCUGCGCUAUUUCAAUGAGAUGACAUUGAAGGGAAUUAUGCCGGAGCCGAAGACUGAAAAGUUGGUGAAUGCUACGAAUGUCAAAGAACCAAAAUGCCAGAAAGCAGAGCCAAGUAGAUAAGCUUAUUAAGUAAGUGCCAAAUCUUGGAAAAGUAGAUAAGCUACCUGCAACUGGGAGAAAUUAAAACGAAAAACAGCCCCAUAAAUGUGCUUUCUCUCACGAUUAAAGUUUGUUGCAGCCAUUGCUAAUACGUUUCUUUCGAUGGGGAAGAGUUUUCUCUACACAUUAUCUACAUGGGCGUUUGAGGAGCUUUCAGGGUUCAUCAGGAUCAUGAUUGUCGGUCUAGAGUCCCAAUUGUCGAUAACCAGAGACCAACGAUCAGGACUGACGAGAAGUGGCCAGCAAUCAGGACUACUAAUCAAGGAUGUGGACUGUGGAUCAAUGAUCAAUGACCAGUUCAAUGACAGGGACCAGAGAAAGAAGAUCAAGGACAAGGGAUCGGGGUAUGGUGACUGGCAACAACUCACAUCAUCUGAAUGUCAUUGGUCAUUAGCCCUCUGGCCUAACUGUUGGCCAUUGGCUGUUCCUGGUGGGUGGUUGUUGUCAGUUCCCGAUCAUUGAUCUUUCGUUUGUGGUCACUAACCAUCUGUUGCCAGUCUUGGUCUCUGAUUGUGGUUCUCAGUUUCCAUUUCCUAUUGAUAACCAUUGGUAGCCUAACAAUAUGACUUGUAACUAGUGGCUAGUGGUGGACUGGGACUGCGGAAUUCUGACCAGCGAUUGGCACUAAGAAUUCGGUAUGGAUGAUUGAAAACCAAGACCGACGACUGCAGACUGCUGAUGGAGAUCAAGGAUCGUCGACUGGUGACCACUCAAGGCAUUGAUGAAUAACAACCAGUUUGACAUUUGGGAUUGGGGAUCCGAUGCUGGCGAUUGGGACUAGGGACCAUCAAAAAGGGAUUCGUUGAAUUUGUCUCCCACAACCAAAUCCUUUGGCUGCACACUACCAUUUCCUUAAACCUCUGAAGUUGAUCCAUCACAAACUCCAUUGAAGGGAUUGGAGAAGAAGUAAGGAGCCCAUUUCAUCUGCUGUGUCAUCUAUCAAUCCUUGCCUUCUCCUCUGUUCUAUUUUUUGCUUGCACCGUAUAUCAUUUUUUCAUGAUUGUAAUUGUAAUGAGACAUUUCCUAAGACUGUCCUAGUUUCCUUCUCAAGAUUUGGUUUAAGGCCCGGGCGAUAACCUUGUUUUGUUUUCUUCCAUUUACUCUUUGAAGGACGAUCAAUUUUCAAGCCUAUCAUAGAUUCUAAUUGGCAUA
Messenger RNA from Cucumis sativus (cucumber), 2984 nucleotides. Its product is annotated as putative pentatricopeptide repeat-containing protein At3g15200. The transcript has 2 exons. NCBI's taxonomy places the organism in Eukaryota, Viridiplantae, Streptophyta, Magnoliopsida, Cucurbitales, Cucurbitaceae. The record is from RefSeq and is a predicted model, not a curated record. Bases 195 to 1793 code for a protein of 532 amino acids. Gene Ontology annotation, molecular function: protein binding.